AUGAGACAAUUUACCUACCAGGACAUUGCAUCUAAUGUUCAAAACAGAAUGAGUCAGUUAGAAAAGGAAUAUGGAGAGAUAUCAACAGGAAAAAUCCUAAGAGAAAAUUUUGGAGCCUUAACGUCUAGUUCUCUAGCAUCAGAUGAACACGGUUACAGCAUGAAGACAACACAGAAAUCACAAGAAGCUGGAUCCUCUCCUCCAGUCAAACAGCUGCUUGAUAAACCUCAGACUGUCAUUGACAUGCAUCAGGGAACACACCAUCUGACAGCAUUGACCAAAAGUGGAGAUUUAGUCUAUACUGAUUUCAAUAAUAAUACUGUGGACAUUGUGAAGAAUGAGAAGAUAGAAGAGGCGAUCAGACUAGAAAACUGGAGUCCUCAAGAGAAACAAACCUUUCAAUUUGAUGAUAAAGAAAAACCCCUCUAUUCAUUGGGUCGAUCUGAACGAUUUAUAACUGAGAACAGGAACCUGGAUAUCUGUGUGUCUGAUAGUGAGGCUAUAUCAGUAGUGGUGGUCAAUCAAGCCGGGAAACUGAGAUUCAGAUACACUGUACAUGCUCGUCCUACCUCUUUAAUUAGUAAACCUAUCAGUUUACGAUGA
Molecule: messenger RNA, 603 nt
Organism: Saccostrea cuccullata (small rock oyster)
Lineage: Eukaryota; Metazoa; Mollusca; Bivalvia; Ostreida; Ostreidae
Exons: 4
Coding region: 1-603 (200 amino acids)
Source: RefSeq, a predicted model, not a curated record